Messenger RNA from Plasmodium fragile, 6702 nucleotides. RefSeq lists its product as uncharacterized. The transcript has a single exon. Lineage: Eukaryota; Apicomplexa; Aconoidasida; Haemosporida; Plasmodiidae. The record is from RefSeq and is a predicted model, not a curated record. Bases 1 to 6702 code for a protein of 2233 amino acids.
AUGAAUGGACAGGGCGACGAGGAAGGCGAAUCUGCCAAGUACAUCUUUAGCUUUGCGCCGAAGGUGAGUACAGGGUUAGACCAUUUCGCAUGCGUUGGGUAUUAUAAAAACAAACCGACUGUGUUUUGCUGGGGAGGGAACACGAGCAACCAGUUGGGGGUAGGAAUUCACACAAGGGAAUGCAAAGUACCCACACCGGUGCCAUUCUUCGAAGAUUUCUUUGUCACCUCCGUGUGCUGCACCUACUACUGCACAUUUGUUUUAGCUAAGAGAAACGCAUGCGAUGUGGGCUGCUCUGUGUACUCCUUCGGGAGGGGCAACAAUGGAUUGCUCGGGUUCCGGAAGAAGAGAAUUGUUUUUUCCACUCAUGCAGAUUCGAACGUGGGGGGGAAGGAGAAGCUAGUGCGCUCGCUCAACAAUAACGUGGACCAAACGGUGCUCGACGCGUUUGGGGUUACCAAGGCCAAGCAGCCAUCGCCCUCACUCAGGCAUGCUCACGAUGGUAGCGGUAAGGAUAGCAGCGGUGGUAGGGACAGCAGCGGUGAUGACUUGCUCCACUUUGACGCAAGCAACAUUUCGAGCGAAGCGGGUUCCGUGGGGGAAGCACCUCCGGUGGCAGAGUCCACGCAGCCGCUCACCAAAGAUGCCUCCCCCACGGAGGAGAAGGACGACUGGUUUACCCCGGUGCCCAUAAAGGUGAAGUUUCAAGAGCGCACCAAGGUUAAGUUUAUAUCCUGUGGAGACUUGCACACGUUAGUAAUAUGCACGAGAGGGUUUCUUUACGGCUGGGGCAGCAACGCCUUCGGGUGCGUCGGGAAUGGGACAAACGCUAAUGUAUAUGAACCGGUUCGUAUUUUUCUCGGGGGUCAACGUGAUCAUUCGGCACGUGACCAGUUGGCACGAGAUCAGUUGGCGCGGAACCCCCUUGUCCAUACGAACGAACCCAACCUAGACGCCGUUAUUCACUGCUCCGCGGGGGCAAAGCACAGCUUGGCCUGCACGUUGCGUGGGGACAUGUACAGCUGGGGUUAUGGGGCAAACGGGCGCCUGGGGCUAGGCAAUAUUCAAAGUCACAAUACACCACAGUUGGUGAAGACGUUACACAAGAGGAAGAGAAUCAUUUAUGUUUGCUCCGGGAAGUCUCACUCAGGGUGCAUAGAUGCAGAAAACAAUGUGUAUACAUGGGGGAAUGGAAAAUAUUUUAAGUUGGGUCAUGGAGAUGACAAUGAUGUGUUGAGUCCGAAGAGGUUGGAGUGUCUUUGUCGUACUCGUAAGAUUUUCAUGUUAUCCUUUGGUACCUUCAAUUCACUAGCCCUAAGUGCAAAGGGCGAUGUAUACCUGUGGGGUGUCUUUACUCAAGUAAAAAGAGGAUCCUCUUCCUACACAUGUAAGAUACCUAAGAAGGUUAAUACAAAUUAUAAAUGUCUUUCUGUUCAUGCAUCUGUGUAUAUGUUACUGGGGGUAACUGUGGUGGGGGACCUAAUCGUGUUGGGUGAUAGUACUAAGAUUAUCACAUGUGGAGGAGACAGUGGCUUGUCUAAUGUAAUAGCAACAAGGAAACAUGGAGGAGAGUCCGACUCAGGAGACAGCAACACAGAUGUACUGAAUGAGCUCAUUGGGCGGGAAGCAAAUAGGAUCGACCAGCUGACUAGACACAAUGAAUACCCAAUUAAAUAUGUGAAAGAAUUACGUGGAAGAAUUCACAUCAGAGAUGUGUUAAAGACAUUCUACAUGUUGGGCAAGGAAGCCUCCGUUCGCCACCCCCCCAUCAUGGGAGGGCCAGAUAAGACCGGAUGGCAUGAAGAAUUGCUGUGGGAUGAGGGGAACACGCUGUAUGGUGAUGGUACUACAACGCAGGGAGCAUUACGAAAGAAAGAAUUUAUCGUCAGGUCAAAGAUUAGAAUGGUCGAUGGGAGUGAACACUUUAGUGUGUUCCUUAUUCAAAGUGGAAAGGUGUACACUUGUGGAGUUAAUAAAAAUGGAGAGCUGGCAAAUGGUGAGUAUAACUUGGGGAAAAAAUUCGCUGUUCCUGUUCCAGUCGAUAUUUGUGUGAACAGAAUUGUUAAAGUAGCAUGUGGGUAUAACUACACCUUGGCUUUGAAUGAAAAGGGGUUAGUGUAUGGGUGGGGGAAAAACGAUAAAAGCCAGCUUGGCAUUGGACUCAUAAAGGACUGUUACGAACCCGUACACAUAAAAGCUAUAAGCAACGUGAUUAAUGUGUAUGCAGGACAUGAUCAUAGCGCUUGUAUAAUAAAUAAUUCUUUUGAAGAGAAUUGUACGAAUCGCCUCGCGUACAAUGCUGUUGUGGAGAUGGAAGAUGAAACUCUGCUGGAGCGGGGAGAGUUGUACACCUGGGGAAAUGCAGAGAGUGGCAAGGUAGGAUUAGGGAUAGACUACACACAAGGAGCGAUUCUUUUACCCAGGAGAAUCAAUCUAACAAAUAAGGUACACAAAUGUUCGUUAGGAAAUAGCCACACGAUUAUUUUAACUGAUUCAAAUGAGUUGUAUGUUUGUGGAAGUGCUAGCAGUGGCAAGUUGGGUCUAACAGAUGAUAGUGUAAGUUACAUGGUGAGUUCACCAAGGAAAGUUCAGCUAGAUCCUACCAUUUACAUUAAGGAAGUUGUGGCGGGAGCUACAUACAGUAUGGUACUGUCGAUGGAUGGGUACAUAUACAUAUGGGGGGAGUUUAUUAAAAAUGAAGUGUGGUCUCAAGUGCCAAUGUUAUAUCCUCAAAUAAGUAACGUCAAGCAUAUUGUUGGAGGGAAGGACAAAUACGUUCUUUUUCAUACAUAUGAAAAUAAACUGUUUGGAGUUGGUGACAAUACACACAUGCAAAUACUUCACGACGCCAAAGAGAUAAACAUACGUGGGGCACCCAAGCUCAUUCCUUACUUCAUGAAAGAUAGAAGCAUUGAAGGAGCAUACUCAUUUAAGAAUGCGUCCUUUGUACAGUUGGAAGGAACCCAUGAUUUGUUUGCCUGGGGGUUCACAUCCAAUUGCCACCUCGGCAUCGGGGUGACUAAUGUCACGUAUUUGAAGCAGCCGAAGAAGGUUACCAAGAGCUGGGUGACGUACGAGGAGCAAGAGGGGAGAGACGCGCACAACGGUGGCGAUGGCGAUAGCGACGUAGGAGCGGAACGGGGUCUACUCGGCGGGCCGCUCAAUUACCCAUUUCAGGAGGGCAUGGAGGACGAAGUACAGCUCGUGCGAAGGCGAAUCCUCAACAGGACGCAGUUCGAGGACGACCUCAUUUGUGGUGCCCCAUAUCACGAAGAAGAGGUAGAAAAUAUAAUUAAACGAAUACAAAGCAUGCCGCAUCUUAUAAACUGGGAUGCAAUUCAAAUGCUACUAAAGAAGGAGAGAUACACAAACAGCAUUCAAUAUGUUCGUUCAUUCGAGAGAGACCUAAUUGACAUGUACACAAAACACAUGCAGUGUCUUCUAAAUCUGCACUCCAUGGAAAGGAAGUACAACGAGUUGCUUCUCACUUACCAACACUACGUCCUCUCACACGUGGUGCUGCUCGGUGAGGAGCGGCCUUCCAUUAUGUUUUCCCCCCACACAUACAUCUUCGAUUGCAACCGGGACAAAUUGCAGCGGUUCAUUUACAUAGUGCAGCAGCAGCCCGUGUACCUCGUCAUUCUGUGCCUCAUCCAUAAUAGCAAGAAUGUCAAGUAUGGGCCUUCCACCUGUCACGCCUACGAGUAUGCUCAGCAUGGCCGGCAGGAGUGUAAGCAGGAGUGUAAGCAGUUGGAGGGGCAGCCGCAGACGCCGCCGCACAAACGCACCUUCUACCACAGCAGCACGCGCAUCCUCUGCUCCUUCAUUUUCGACCUCUACCACGACCUCCGGGACGAACGCGUGCGAAACAUCUUUACCAUUUUCCUCAUCAAGCUCGGCGUGGAGGAAAUAAACAACUGCCUGCAGGUGGAGGCCCUGUUCAAAGAAGACACCUCCAUUUUUUUCGUCCUCAUCAGGAUGCUAUUCUUAAAGAACGAAGUGCUGUCCAGCUUCGCGAGGUGCUUAGCCGAUAUGGGCAACGCCAACUCUUUCGUGAGGCUGCUGGACUCCCUGUCGCGCUGUAGUCCGGGGGGGGAGCACGUGCAGGAGGGGGUGCCACUCAUCUUGGAUUCUACUCCCCCGGUGGACCCCACGACAGGGGGUGCACUCGCUCGCCCGUCACUGAGUGGUGCCUCGAUGAACCACGAAGCACUCGCCCGCGCUUCCAUCAACCACGACGCACCCGCCGGCGCUGCAUUGACUGGUGCUGCUUCUAUGAAGCGACCUGCGCCGAGCCCCCCCCCGCAGAAUCGCUUCAUCGACGAGGCGAACGACUCGCUGGACAAGGAGUUCGCGUCCUUCAUGAAGGGAAAGGUUCCAGAGAAGAUCGACCCCCUGAAUUUAUCACUUAACAUGUACAGCGGGUUGCAGCCCGUUCCGCAUGGCCACUUGGAGGGACGGCCUGGUGAUUAUCCUCCUCAAGUAGUCCCCGCCUCGGGGCAUGGACAGUGGCAUGGACAGAACCCAAACGAACCCACGCCAGCUAGCCAAAAAAGUGUAUUAGUCGAAGUAGACAUGGUGCAUGUAUUCAAAGAGUUAUGCAAGUUGUUCGAACAAAUGGAUUUCCCACACAUGUUUCGAGUCAUUGUGAAAAACCUCUUCAAGCAUUUGUCCUUGUGUGAGAUGAACAGCUACUACUACAAGGAGAACCUCCUAGAGAAUAAAAUAUUUUAUUUCACUCGGGAGCAUUUUGUAUAUGUACCCUUUUGUCAUUUGCUCCUCAUGGCAAUACUAAAUCCAAUGUUAAGCAAUGUAGAGUGGUUAGGAGACAAGUUUUACUACCCUGUUAUUCCACCACAUGUGAGUAAUUUGUGUAAAAGGGUAGCAACUCUGUUGGAGGUUCUUUGUAUCAACAGGUAUGACUGUCUUGCGAGUUACAACCUUAAGGAAAGUUUUGUGUCUGUAAAGUUUAUGCUUGAGAGAACCUUUUGCUCCAUGGUGAAUGUGACUAACAUGCUGUGCAGAACCAGGGAAGACGUGUACCUGAACGCAUAUAUUAAUUUGUUUAGCUACCACUUGAACAUCCGACCCUGCUAUGUACAUUUGAAGGUCUUCCAGCUGUGCCACUUGCUCAACCUGUUUUUCCGCUUCCAGAAUUAUCUGAGCCUAUCCUUCGAUGACCCCGCGCUGGAGAUCGUCAACCACUUCUUCACGCAGCAUGCGCGGAGUCAAGCGGGGAACCAAGUUGGUCGCAGCGCGGGACGCAGCGUGGGAGAAGCGGGCAGCAGCAGGGGGCCCAGUGAAGGGACCCGCAAAGUGGCCGUCAAGGACAAGGCGGGCCGCCCGAGCAAGGCCAAGCAGAGCGGGAACUUCCUCCUGAGGUUGAUGGCCAAGGGGCGUCAGCGGAGUCACAUGACUGAGCGGACUGAGCGGACUGAGCGGCCUCAUAUGACCGAGAUGACUGAGAGGACUGCGCGAACGAAGACGCCGCUCACGCCGCUGACUUCGCGCCUCAUUUUCUCGGAGACCGAAAUCGAGCUGUUCGCGCAGUGCAAGCUCGUGUACAACAUACAGCUGGACACGCGCUUCCUGUUGGAGGAAAAAAAUAUGAGCAUUUGCGAAUUCACCAAGAUCCCCAUGCCCCAGUCCAUGUGCUACAGAAAGAAGACGCGCAUACGAAAUACGGAAUACCUCUUCUCGAUCAUCCAGGAGUACAAGCAGCCCAGUGAUGAAGUUUACGUCGUGAGCGAGUGUCUUCGUGGGUGCCCCCUCCUCCAACCAUGCAUGGAUACCUCCACCUUGUUAAUAAAAUUGAAGACACUCAGAACGAAUUUCCUUUCUCUCGUUCAGCAGAAGGAGGCAAAUUUAGUUGGAGUCAUUGACAAAGCGCUAGACAUUUUUUUAUCCGACGAAAUGGUACAUGUGAAUUAUGAAGAGAAUAUCCCCCCCAACCUUUCAACACACAAAUUUAGAGUGAUGCAUGCAGAACAAACAAAAGAACAUUUCGAACGAUUAUUUAUGUCGCCAAAUGAGGAUAACAGAAAUUCCUUUUUCCUCAUCAAGUGGAGUAAUAUAGCAAUUCAAAUUUGCCUGGAAAUUUUAAAAAAAAAAAAACAUGUCAAUUAUUUGAAAAAGUUACAUGAACGGCAAGGUAAAAUUGAAGAGUUAAUUUUUCUUCACCAAAAUGAACUGAAGAAAAAUGUAGAAAUUAUAAAAAAGGCGUUAAUAUUUGUAUCGAAAUUGUUAAUUGAAAGACCCAUCCUUGUCCAUGCUGCUCUGUUUGGAAAAAAUUUAUUCUUUGUUAAAAUGAAAGUAGACAAAGAUUUGCGAAGACGAGAGAAGAGUAACUUUUUUUCUCUUUUCAAUAGGUCCACAGUUCAUGUGUAUGGUGUGAAAGGACUACUUCAGAAGGGUGUGUUGGACACCCUGAAUGAGAUGCUACUGCCUGUGGUGGAUUUACUUUCGCUGGAAAUAUGUUUCAAUAUUGACAAUGCGCUCAAGCUCAGCUUGGUGCUACGGGGAGGACCCGAGCGCAGGGUCCUGCAUGUGCAAACGUUCCGGGGAAGGGACAUCCAACGCAUGUACACUCGCUCCCCCUUCAUUUCGUACUCCCUUUUUCCAUAUAACAGGAGCAGCCUGUGCUCGAUCCGCGCCCUCAGCCUCGUGCAUUUGAUGCACGAUUUGGUGGUCGACUUGUAUUAG